Messenger RNA from Eriocheir sinensis (Chinese mitten crab), 2487 nucleotides. Its product is annotated as kelch-like protein diablo. Gene Ontology annotation, molecular function: protein binding. The coding region runs from base 422 to 2233 and encodes 603 amino acids. NCBI's taxonomy places the organism in Eukaryota, Metazoa, Arthropoda, Malacostraca, Decapoda, Varunidae. The record is from RefSeq and is a predicted model, not a curated record. The transcript is spliced from 8 exons.
GGCUCGGCCCCGCGCUACCUACCACAGCACAGCCUCCGAAUAGUAAACAGACCAUCCAGCCAUAGCGCCAAGGGAGGCAGGCUACGCAUCUUGGGCAGGCGGCGAACCCAUCACACCCCCAUGGUUGACAGGCUUCAUCCUCACUGCCUGGCCUACAAAAUACAUGUAGGCUGGAUAUAACGGGCGCAAUAGGUUAUAAUUAGCACCCUACAUGGCCGUGAGCCUUGCCUCAAAUAUCGCGUGACACUGGAUCGUAAGGUAUCUUGUUGCGGUCUUCGUAGUGUUUAGUUUCCUGACACUCACAAAGUCACGAGUUGCUGCGGAAAAGAGAUUCUCAAGCGUCCAGUAUUCAAUUCUAUAGCACUAUGUGACAGCCCAGAAACGAGUGUAAAAGGCAAGGGAAGGUCAAAGUCGCAUCAUCAUGAAUCGUCAGGAGUUUUCGACGGGCAAGCUCCACGCCACGAGGGUCCUGAAUGAGCUGUGUUCCCUGAGACACUUUGAGGCGCUGUGUGAUGGCAUAGUGAAGCUCACAGACGGCUCAGUCAAGAUCAGCAAGGCAGUCCUGGCCUCAGGGUGCCCCUACUUCAGAAUCUUGUAUGAAUUUGAGGAAGGGGCACAGCAAGGGAACAACCGCACUGCAGAACCCACGCUGGACAUCACUUGUGCCACCUUUGAGCUCAUCCUGGACUUCAUCUACACAGGAAAGGUUGUUAUUGACAACGAUAAUAUUGAGGAAAUCUUAAAGGCCAGCGAUCUCCUUCUUAUGACCGACUUGAAGGAACUUUGCAUUCAAUACCUGCUUAGUAAAAUAGACGUGGACAACUGUUUGGGGGUGUUGCAGUUUGCUCAGCAGUUCUCAUGUCCAAGGCUGGUCCAUUACGCCAAGGACUUCAUCUGUGAACACUUUAAGCACAGGCAAAUAGUGCGAACAGAUGAGUUCCGAAGCCUGAAUGAGGGACGUGUGAAGGAGCUGCUCUCUCAGGAUGGCCUCUCGGUGAAGUCUGAAGUGGACAUCCUGACAGCUCUGGUGGUGUGGCUCAACGCUAACCUGUCAUCAACUCCGGAUGUGGAGUCAAUGGUCACCACCUGCCUGCGUGAGUCCUCAGACCUCAGCUAUGACCCCAAGUUUCAGCGUGCCCUACAGGACCUCCGAGCCUCUUCCCCUCCUUGGGACUCCCCUGGGGCUGAUAGGGUUCGGGACGCCCUCAGGAAGACCCGGCGCAUCAGGUCUAUCCGAGAGCGUGGCACAAAGACCGUCCUGGCGUGCUGUGACGGACAGGCAGUCAUCUACCUGGUGGAUGUCUUGGGCACUGGCAAGCACUCUGGCAGCCAUGUGGUGCUGCCUCCGCUGCUGGUGCCAAGGAUCAGACCAGCACUGGUGGUGGAGGGUGGGUAUCUCUUUGUGCUUGGUGGGAUGAGGCCGGGCAGGGAGAAGCAGAUGACCAAUGACAUCCAGCGGUACGACCCGACCACCAACACCUGGAUGCUCAUGUCUCCAAUGCCGUACAGCUGCUGCUCGCCGCACGUCAUCGCACACGCAGGGAAGCUCUAUGUCACUGGAGGCUUCAAUGAUGAGGUUGAGCUUGAGAUCCCUAACCUGGAGGAGUUUGAUAUCUACACCAACAAGUGGAGGAGUCUGCCACCCAUCCACAACGUGCGUCGCGGGGCAGCGGUGGCUGUGGCAGAUGGCAAGAUCUACUACAUUGGAGGGACACCCUGGAGGGAACCCCCUGUGGGCAGCCUCUACUUCAAAGUUUUGGAUGCUGUGGAAAUAUUCUGCAUAAAGGAGGAGAUAUGGAUGGCCGGCCCGCAGCUCAAGGUACGGAGAAGCCACGCAGCCGCUGUGUCACACAAUGGGACGGUUUUUGUCGUGGGGGGAGCAAGGCCGAUAGAGUGCCCAAGUGCACAGGGACAACUCAAGGUGACAGGAACAGAGGCGCUCUUCUGUGACUCCCCGAUGGGGUGGACGCAGCUACCCAACUACACAGUCCCUAACGAGGCAAAGAUCCACACCACGGCACUGGUGGACAAGGAUCACAUCCUCAUCGUGGGCAAUGCUGACCCCUCGGAUACCCAGCGCUUCAACUGCUUCCUGCUGGAGGGGUCUGGGUGGGUGGUGCCACCAGGGAUUGACAGCAUACUAUGGGCAGGCACCAAGACAUUCUACAGCUUCGCUCUCUUCACCCUCCCGGCGGCAGCAUUGCAGGAGCUCCGCUUUGAGGAGACAGAGUAGGUUUCAUAAUGUAGCUAGUGUUUAUUUUUUGUAUGAUGUGCAAAUUAUAUGGACCUUGCCAGGUUGUUGAUGUGACGUGUUCCCUUCACUCAUGCCAUCACCAGCUGCCAGAGUCCAGUGUGUGUUUAAGUGUGACUCAUUAACAGAGAAUUAUACAGAGGGUGUGGCACCAGUCCAUCAACACCAUUGUAAUUAAUAUAGAAAAUGCUACCCCGGAAAUGGAGCUGAGGUGUAAAAAUAAAAUAUUGUCAAAA